Messenger RNA from Chara braunii, 1197 nucleotides. Lineage: Eukaryota; Viridiplantae; Streptophyta; Charophyceae; Charales; Characeae. The record is from the annotation of a GenBank genome assembly.
GACAGACGGCGGCAGUCGCAAUGGCAUCAUACAGUUCUGAUAGCGUCCUUGGGCACAAUAGGGACAACGUAUAUCUGGGUGAUAGGGAUGUGUACAGUGAGGAAAUGUUGGACACCCUUCAGGACAGACGGCGGCAGUCGCAAUAGAUUGAUAAUGGCUAUGGCAUAGAUGAUGCAACAGGUGUCACACGAGAGUCGGUCAAUAAUCCAGAAUAAAGUAUGAUUCGACAACGCUCGCAAAAAUUCAUUCACGUCGAAAAUGACCUGACUCAUCGUCCCACCAUAUAUAGGUUCACCAUCCUGACGAGUCACCAUCUCCAACGAAAGUCCGUUAUUGCCUCCGGGCGUUCCUUGUCCUCUACAUCUCCUCUUCUCCCCGUCUGACUACAGUUCACCGCCGGGAAGCUCUCUCUAACGAUAUACAGUAUAUCGUCACACCGUGUAUCAGAGCGCAAAGGCGAAAAAAGACGACACAAAAAAAAGAAAAAAGUAAGCCUGCUCAUCACCUCUUACGUACAAGGCCGGCCACGUGGCGUAUACAUACACAAGUUGGUACCAAACCGUCAGCGCAUCGAAACAGAAAACGACAAGUAAUACAAGCUUACAUCUUUCAAAAAAAAAAAAAAAAAAAAAAAAAAACAAGCGAUCGCCGAGAGACGUCAUAGAACGAAAACGCGCGUGCACAUGUAAAAAAAAAAGGAAAGGUAAAACACUUCGUGAAGAAUGAGGAGAGAGGAGGCGCGGCCAAACCCGAAUUUGCUACGAGAGACUCAACACUACGUAUGUAGGUCAACAGAAAAUGAUCGGAAUGCUUUGCGGAACCGGUGCGUGGCAAGGAAUAGUGAUAAACAGAGGCCAUAGACUGUCCUUCGUGCAUGCUUCGACAGAAAAUUCCAUGCGCAACCGCAUGCACUGAGCUCAGAAGAAACGCGCUCAUUGCCCUAUACGCACGUUUCAGCCAGGAAGCGCACCUGGCACUCAUCAGGGGCUUUCUCCUCGGAUCUGCCUUACGGCACCCAUCAAGGAAGAAGACGAGCAAAGAACAGCGUCGCGCAAAACUACUAUAGUAUAUUCCAGUCGGCAGCAGCGUACGUAACACUCAACAAGCAAACAAACUUCAAAUGCACCAUGGGGGUGAAUUGAGAGAGACAAGGGGGGGCUGCGCGACAUGCACACACAACAAAUCGAUCUCGCACAU